Gracilinanus agilis (Agile Gracile Mouse Opossum) is the source of this 1749-nucleotide messenger RNA. RefSeq names its product cilia and flagella associated protein 157 (gene CFAP157). Bases 1 to 1551 code for a protein of 516 amino acids. Gene Ontology annotation, biological process: sperm axoneme assembly. Gene Ontology annotation, cellular component: cilium; ciliary basal body. The record is from RefSeq and is a predicted model, not a curated record. Gene Ontology annotation, molecular function: microtubule binding. The transcript has 8 exons. NCBI's taxonomy places the organism in Eukaryota, Metazoa, Chordata, Mammalia, Didelphimorphia, Didelphidae.
AUGGGGCCCAAAAAAGAAAGUGCGGAAGGGGGGAAAAAGAAAGGCAAGAAGGGGGAACCAUCGCCUAAUCCUGCAGAAGAGGUCAUCACGGAGGAGAUCCGCAAGUUUUAUCAAAUCCAGAUUGAAGACCUGGAGAAGCGGAUCCUUCUGUAUCAAAGGAAGUGGGAUGAGAUGGCGGUGAAGUAUAAACUCUUUCAGGAUCAGUAUGAACAGCUAGCUCAAAAUAAAAAGGAGAUUGUCGCCUUCCUCAAGAAUUCCCUCAACAAACGAGUGUUUGAGAUUACAGACCUCAAUGAACAGCUUCAGGGCUUGCAGGUCUCCAAAGAGAUGGAAAAGGAAGCCUUUGAGUCCCAGCUGGCCCAGGUGCGCCAUGAGUUCCAGGAGACCAAAGACCAGCUUGUCCAGGAGAAUAUCAUGCUGGGGAUGAGGCUGACUGCCCUAGAUGAUUACCGGAUCCAGAAGGAAGACCUCAUGGCCAAGUUUACCGUGCUGGAAGGACAACUCAAGAAGGAACAGGAGGAUUACAAAAAUUGGAUUUACGCCCUGGAGAAGGAUUCUGUGUUAGACAAAGACAGAAUGAAAAAGGAAAUAACCCAUCGAGUGAACAAGGUGGCAAUGGAGUUUCGCAAGGUGUCCGCUCUCCAGAUAGCUGAGACAACCAAGAAAGUAAUCCAGGAGAAUGUGGCAGUGACCACAGAGCUGGCUGAGAUGUCUGACCAAACCCUACAGCUCUGCAAUGAGAAUGAGGAGCUGAGAAUGGACACCAAGGAGAUGAGCAAACAGCUGGACUUGUUGGAGGACAACAAAAAGAUUAUGUCUGCUGUUAGGCUGAAUCGACUCAAGCUGAUAUGGUUUCUGGCUGAAAAGUGUGAGCAACAGCAGCAAAGGAUGGCAGAAUCUGAAAAGAUAAAAGCCGUCCUGGAGCAGUUAGAGGUGGCCUUCCAGCAACUACAGCAGGACAACCAUGACCUGAGGUACGAUUUGGAGCAGCUAAAGAAAGAGCUCAGGUUCUACCAGGCAGAUGGAAAGAGACUAGCAGCGCAGCUGGAAAAUGAGAAGACACGAAGUGAGAAGGUAGAGCAGGUGCUGGACCAAGCUACAUUCCUACUCCGGGAUUUGUUGAAGAUGCAACCCAAGCCCACUGUGGAAGGCCAGUUUGAUGUGAUCUUCCAGAUGGAGCAGAAGGAGUUGCUGCAACAGCUAAUGUCCUUGCUGAGUCACGCUGUGGUCCUGGGGCCACAUCUGACUGAGUUCAUGGGAGCCCGACAAAGAACUCACCCUUCCAAUACAGUGCAGGCGAGAUGCAAGGGCUUCAAGCCCCACAAGCGGAUGACCGUCAACAUGCCAUACAAGCUGUCGAGCAUAAGCGCAAUGUUCCAGCCAUCCCACACUCCCUUCAACCCAAAAGAUAUCCAAUUGCUAUCCAAAACCACUCGUCUCAGAAACUAUAAGGUAUCCGCUGCCCCUGAAGUAUUGGGGGUGGGAGCCUUCAGGGGGUGGGGAAGAAAAGGAUGGAAUAAAAUAGAAGAUAAUUCAGAUGAAUUUCUCUGAAUUUUCUGUUUUCAGAUUUCCUUUCCAGACUCCCUGAGUCGGUUCAAACUGCCUGCUAUCUCCUUGACCACAAGAAAAAAGAGUAAGGGGAAGAAAGUAAUCUUUUCUGCCUCUCCCAUACGACUAGAAUUGGCAGAAGUGGCCACAGAAGAGCAGCCAGAGGGAAAGGGGGCAAGGGAAGAAGCAGAGGAGGCAGGG